AUGUUUUUACCAAUCAAUACUCAAAGAACAUACUUGAAUGUGAAUGACUGUUUGGAUGGGUUGAAGGGACAGAAAUUGCAUGACAUUUCACUUCAGAUUACUUAAACUAGAAAUGAGAUUUUAAAAUAGAUGCAAUAGUCAACGAAUCGAAAGAGAGUAUUGGCUGAAGAGAUGAGUUAGAAUGUUGAUGAGUUUUUAGACGCUAAACAUUCAAUAAGCAAGCGUUUUCAGAAACAAGUCUUUAAUUUGAUUGACUCAAAGAAGAUUGAACAAGAGUGCGAACAAUACAAGAUUGAGUGUGUCGAAACAAAUGAAGUUAAAGACGACUUUAAGUAAUUGCACGAUUUGAUUAAAUCCACAUUUUGUAAGUGAUUAUCCAUUCUAAUGGCAUUAUUAUAUUAUUUUAAUAUUUUAA
This is a messenger RNA of Paramecium tetraurelia, 415 nucleotides long. RefSeq lists its product as uncharacterized. The record is from RefSeq and is a predicted model, not a curated record. NCBI's taxonomy places the organism in Eukaryota, Ciliophora, Oligohymenophorea, Peniculida, Parameciidae. The transcript is spliced from 3 exons.